Messenger RNA from Penicillium griseofulvum, 1764 nucleotides. Its product is annotated as GMC family oxidoreductase. The record is from RefSeq and is a predicted model, not a curated record. Lineage: Eukaryota; Fungi; Ascomycota; Eurotiomycetes; Eurotiales; Aspergillaceae. The transcript has 5 exons. Gene Ontology annotation, biological process: secondary metabolite biosynthetic process. The coding region runs from base 1 to 1764 and encodes 587 amino acids. Gene Ontology annotation, molecular function: flavin adenine dinucleotide binding; oxidoreductase activity, acting on CH-OH group of donors.
AUGUUACUUUUCUCUGGCCUCCCGCUCCUAACUAUACUUCCAUGGGUCUUUCACAUCUUCGGAUACCUUUCCAGCGGUAAUAAGUUCAACGCUCAACUCGCCGGGAAUGCCACAUUUGACUAUGUUGUUGUUGGAGGGGGCACAGCAGGUCUGACCAUUGCGACACGACUCGCAGAGCAGAAAUACAAGGUAGCUGUGGUGGAGGCAGGAGGCUACUAUGAGUACAAUUAUCCACUGGCUCGAGUCCCAGCAUCUUCCAGUUUCGGAGCUGGUGCUGAUGUCAAAACUAAGACGCCAAUCGACUGGGGGUCCGCAUCGAAUUUCAUGAUGUACCAGAGACCCUCUGUACAAUCUAUGGCUAAAUGGGCAGAACUUGUCAACGAUCCCAGUUAUCUUUACGAAAAUGCAUUGCCAUUCUUCAAGAAGACCGUCUCCUUUUCACCCCCAAUCGGAACUCGUUUCGCGAAUGCUACUCCUCUGUUCAACAGUACCGCAUUUGAUAAAGACGGCCAGCCGCUGCAAGUUUCAUAUCCAAAGUAUGCUACGCCUUUUGGCACAUGGGCAAAGGGAGGCUUGCAUGAUCUUGGCAUUGAAGAAGUGCAGGAUUUCAACAGCGGCUCCUUGAUAGGCCAUCAAUUUUGUGCAAUGACAAUCCGACAGUCGGACGCAUCUCGAAGCAGUUCUGAAUCCGCAUUUCUGCAAACAGGAUCCAAGCGUCCUUCGUGGACAUUGUAUCAGUUUACCAUGGCAAAAACGAUUCUCUUCGACCAUCGAAACCGAGCAACUGGCGUGGUGGUUCAAGAAAGAAAUCAAUUUGUCCUGACAGCAACACGAGAGGUCAUUCUCUCUGCCGGUGCUUUUCAAUCACCACAGCUCCUGAUGGUUUCUGGCAUUGGUCCUGCCAAUGUGCUCAGUACUUAUAACGUCAAAGUGGUCGUGGAUCUACCGGGAGUAGGUCAGAACAUGUGGGAUCAUGUGUUUUUUGGUCCCUCUUAUCAGGUUAAUGUGCCCACUUUGGGGAUGCUGAGAAACCAUUUUUGGUUCCUUCUCAGUCAGCUUCUAACAUGGGUUCUCCGAGGCAAUGGUUUCUUAACCAACCCAUCGACGGACUAUGUCGCAUUUGAGAAGCUUCCGCCGGAAUCCCGCUCUGGACUUUCUAGGACCGACGAAUAUGAGCUGGCUUGGUUUCCGAGUGAUUGGCCAGAAGUAGAGUAUAUCGCAGGAUCUGCAUACGUUGGAAACUUCUCAAAUCCAUUUGCCCAGCAGCCUCGGACUGGGCAGUAUGCUAGCAUUAUCGCGGUGCUGGUGGCUCCAACAUCACGGGGAAACGUGACUAUUCGUUCAUCUAAUACAGCAGAUGCUCCAGUUAUCAACCCCAACUGGUUAGACACGGAAACCGAUCAACGAGUUGCGGUCGCAGCAUACAGGCGGGUGCGCGAAGCUUUUCGGUCUCAGGCAAUGGCCUCUGUGAUUAUCGGGCAGGAGUAUUUUCCUGGGAAGGGUUAUGAAACCGAUGCUGAAUUAUUACAUAUUAUUAAAAGCACAGUAAUGACAAUUUAUCAUGCAGCUUGUACCUGCAAGAUGGGUAUCCAAAACGACAGCAUGGCUGUUGUCGAUAGCCGAGCAAGGGUAUUUGGGGUCGCAGGGUUGCGAGUUGUUGAUGCGAGCGCAUUUCCGAUCCUCCCACCAGGUCACCCUCAAUCAGCAGUUUAUAUGCUAGCCGAAAAGAUCGCGGCCGAUAUCAUUUCCAACGGAUCAGACUGA